Molecule: messenger RNA, 315 nt
Organism: Histoplasma capsulatum G186AR
Lineage: Eukaryota; Fungi; Ascomycota; Eurotiomycetes; Onygenales; Ajellomycetaceae
Product: multidrug transporter
Exons: 1
Coding region: 1-315 (104 amino acids)
Biological process (GO): transmembrane transport
Molecular function (GO): transmembrane transporter activity
Source: RefSeq, a predicted model, not a curated record
AUGUGGGAGCCAAAAGACAAAGGCUUUGCGGUCGCGUAUGUCAUCCUGUCCUCCGUUGCAGGCUCAGCUAUCGGCCCCAUCUUCGGCGCUUUUAUCGAAUACUCCCUUUCCUGGCAGUUGAUCUUCUGGGUCCAGCUAAUUUUCGGUGGAGUUGUGCAACUGGCCCAUUUCUUCCUCGUGGGGGAAACCCGCUCAACAGUCAUUAUGGAUCGCGAAGCAAAGCGUCGCCGCAAAGCAGGCGAAGACCCAAGUAUUUACGGACCCAACGAGCUAAAGAAACACCGAAUAAACUUCAAGGAGAUUCUCACCGUUUGA